Penicillium bovifimosum is the source of this 741-nucleotide messenger RNA. RefSeq lists its product as uncharacterized. The transcript has a single exon. The record is from RefSeq and is a predicted model, not a curated record. NCBI's taxonomy places the organism in Eukaryota, Fungi, Ascomycota, Eurotiomycetes, Eurotiales, Aspergillaceae. Bases 1 to 741 code for a protein of 246 amino acids.
AUGAACACCAACAUUCAAGAAAUGACAUGCAAAUCGAUCGAGCUCGACGGCUUUGGCUCCGCCGCCGAUGACGCUUGGUUCGACCAACAUACUGCACCCAUGGACGGCGAAGAAGAGACCGGGGUGCAUCCGCAUCAAGCUGCGGCUCUCAAAGCGUACCUCAAAGGCGACUCCAAGCCAUCCGAGACAGCUGCCGCCCUGACCAAGCCACACGACUCCGAGAAAAAGACCGACCUUCGAGACCGCAUAGUGGGCAUACUUGAAGACGCACUUUUUGAGCUGCCUCAAAGCCACACACCCGCUCUUGUCGACCUGCUCAAAGAACUUAGCCAACUGCCAGACGAAGAGGACGGUGAACCUGUCUGGAAAGGUCUCAAAAGUUUCGGCCAUUCAUGGGCAGAUGGAUGGAAGCAAAGCCACUGGCGCAAAGCGUUAGCAACGCGGGAUCCAGCCACAAGAGCGAAGAGGCGUGAGGCUCACGUGCACCAGGCCUUUGUGGAGGCGUCUUGUGCAAUGGCUGCUCCGGGACCGAAUGCAGAAGAUGGUCUUUUGCCACUAAGCUGGGGCUAUGAGUGCAUCUCCGAAGCGCUCGAAUGCCAAGAUGCAUUGUGGGACUUCGAGGUACCUGCUGCCGCAGUGUGGAUCAAGGUAGCUGGAGAAAGACUCAGAGAGGGCGCGAAGAAAGGUGAGAAGUCCUGGGCGUUGGAGAGAGAGGGAGGCUUUGGGCGGCGGGGCCGAUGA